AUGUCAACAAUUGCCACACGAAUAACAGAGGAAGAACAGAAGAUCAACCACAUAAAUGAAGAGAUAAGACAAUUGGGACAGAAAGUAACCAAGUCUUACCUUGAACCAAUACUAGCCAAACAGCAACAAUUUCAAAUCAACAAGCUGGGACAACUCCACCAGCAACCACAAUUACACAAUAAUGGCUCCGAUGCAGGCCCCAAAGACUUACAUCAUCUAUCAAUAACUCAACUAAAUACCGAAUCCGAACUUAUCCAUGAGCAAAUUCAAGAAUUGGAGAAAUUGAAUCAAAUCAAGACCAAUUUAGAGGAAAUUGAACAAUUAUUGUCGAAUUUGCAACUAUCAAUCAACUCAUUACUUGAUUUACAGCAUCUCUAUCAGUUGUUUAAACAGAUUCAGGAUUUCCCAACUGCCAAUUAUAUGAUUUACAAACAAAUUGUAAGAAAAGUUGCUGCAUUACAUUUACAAUUUGUUGACAAAUUGAAUGAAUAUUUGACGUUGAUUUUGCCGAACGAAUUUACUAUCCUUCACGCUUCAGCGAUUGGAGAUUUUAAUCAGUUUGUAAUCAAGAAUGGAUGUAAUUUGAGCGUCUAUGCAAACUACAGAACUAAAUGGGAUGAAAUGAUUGAUGCAAUUUUCAAUAAUCAACAAGAAGUUGACAUUGUUAAGGAGGACGAUGUUGACAGUGAGGAGAUGGAAAUCAAGUUGACUAAAGGAACUGAUUUCAUUACAUCAUUGAUCAAUUUCGUGAAGUUCAUAAACAAGGUUAAUCACCCACCAAUAAAGAAUUACUUGAAUUCCAAAAUAUCCAAGUUGGUCGCUGGCCGAUUGUUUCACAAUGUUGAAGCAAUUGUGCAUGAUAAGCAACGCAUUACACAGUUGAAUGAAUUGAUAAAUCUUUGUGAAGAGACAAGUUGGAACUUUAUGAACAAGAUUGAGGGAGGUGGAACUAUGGAGGAACGAUUGAAUAAGUUGCAUUUGGAGUGGGUGAUUGAUGACUAUGUUGGAAAGAUUAGGCGUAUUUUGGCUACUGCAUCAUUUGGCGAGUUGAAGUAUGCCGAGGAAGCUAUAGUGGACAAGAAAUCAGAAGAGGAACCCGAGGAGAAGAUUGUUGCCAAUGAGGAUACUGAUUGGGACGAGAGUUGGGAUGAUAAAUGGGAUGAAGAGGGAGAGGAAGAAGAGGAACAGACACAAGCAAAGGAAGCUCAUGAGUCAAAGCAACCAGAUGAUUACAAUAAACAGAAUAAUGUUAAGAUAUCGCCAGUGCCUUGA
Molecule: messenger RNA, 1272 nt
Organism: Lodderomyces theae
Lineage: Eukaryota; Fungi; Ascomycota; Pichiomycetes; Serinales; Debaryomycetaceae
Exons: 1
Coding region: 1-1272 (423 amino acids)
Source: RefSeq, a predicted model, not a curated record